UUUGGGAUCCUAUCAGCUGCUGACUUGGGAACAGUAUAGACCGGAUCAUUGGAGCACUUUGUACAACAGCAGCUACCAGACACUGUCUCCUCCUGCCUACCACGUCGACACAGAUAAAGGCUUCAACUACUCUGCAGCUGACGAGGCCUUCGUCUGCCAGAAGAAGAACCACUUCCAGGUCACCGUUCACAUCGGCAUGGCCGCAGAGCCGCAAUAUGUGAGAACGCUCAGCGGGCCGCAGCAGGUCGACCACUUCCAGAUAAAAGUGUUUGGGAUUAAGCUGGAGUCUCCGAGUCACCAGGUGACCAUUGAGCAGUCUCAGCCCGACCGCAGCAAGAAGCCCUUCAACCCUGUCAGGGUCAGCCUGCCCAGCGGCAAAAUCACCAAGGUAACGCUCGGCCGGCUGCACUUCAGCGAGACGACGUCCAACAACAUGAGGAAGAAAGGCAAACCCAACCCUGACCAGAGAUAUUUUCAGAUGGUGGUCGGUUUGUACGCUGCAGUGGGAGGAGACGAGAAGUUCCUCCUCACAGCUCUGGUGUCGGAGAGGAUCAUCGUCAGG
Molecule: messenger RNA, 562 nt
Organism: Plectropomus leopardus (leopard coralgrouper)
Lineage: Eukaryota; Metazoa; Chordata; Actinopteri; Perciformes; Serranidae
Source: RefSeq, a predicted model, not a curated record